Molecule: messenger RNA, 3663 nt
Organism: Lithohypha guttulata
Lineage: Eukaryota; Fungi; Ascomycota; Eurotiomycetes; Chaetothyriales; Trichomeriaceae
Gene: ACR2
Product: DNA-directed RNA polymerase I subunit RPA2
Exons: 1
Coding region: 1-3663 (1220 amino acids)
Biological process (GO): DNA-templated transcription
Cellular component (GO): nucleus; RNA polymerase I complex
Molecular function (GO): ribonucleoside binding; DNA binding
Source: RefSeq, a predicted model, not a curated record
AUGUCGUCGACAACGACAGUAACGAGGUCAAGCAGAACCAAUACCAAAUGGGAUGUUGGCUUUCAAACAACUCGUCGGCAUGGUCUAUUUCGAGAUACCCCUAGUGACAAAACAGCCUGGCCGUUGCUGCAUGCUGCCAUAAAACCGCACGUUGACUCCUUCAAUGCACUCUUCGAUCAAGGACUGAUAGACGAAGGUCUUAAAGACAUUGGAAUACACUCUGUGACCGAUGGUGACCCUCGCGACCGAAGCAAGAGCACAUCUCGCAACAGACUUGACUUGAGGGUGACCGAAGUCCUCCUUGAGAAAGCCACUCUGCCCUCAAGCAAUCGCAAUACCUCGACUCGCGAAAUCUACCCGGCAGAAUGCAGAGAAAGAGCUGCUACAUAUAAAGGAAAGCUACGCGCACGCUUACAGUAUCGACUCAAUAAUGGCGACUGGAAAGAGGCGGUCAGAGAGAUUGGAUCUCUACCGAUCAUGCUCCGGUCAAAUCGGUGCCAUCUAGAAGGUCUCUCGCCGGCUCAGAUGGUGAAGCGCAAAGAGGAGGCUGAAGAGUUGGGAGGAUAUUUCAUCGUGAACGGCAAUGAGAAGCUCAUUAGAAUGCUUAUCACACCAAAAAGAAAUUACCCGAUGGCCAUCUUGCGACCCUCUUUCGAGAACAGAGGCCCAACCUAUUCCAAAUACGGCAUCUCAAUACGUUCCGUACGUCCUGACCAGAGCUCGGUUACGAAUGUACUGCAUUAUCUGACUGAUGGCAAUGUCAGCUUCAGAUUCGCAUGGCGAAAGUCCGAGUAUCUGCUUCCAGUCAUAAUGGUUCUAAAGGCGCUCGUUGAGACAAAUGACCACGAGAUUGCUCAAGGAAUUGUUGGCGUGUCUUCAAGUUCUGAUCCACCCAGCUCUUUUGUGUCAGAUCGUGUCGAACUGCUUCUGAGGACUUACAAAGCAUACGGCUUGAAAACGAGAUCACAGACCCUCGCCUACCUUGGUGAAAAGUUCAGACCUGUUUUGCAGACACCCAUCACAUUAUCCGAUGAGAAGACUGGCGAAGAGCUCUUGCGGAGAGUAGUGCUGCCACACCUCGGCAAUAUUGAUGUUACAGCUGGACAAAACAACGAUAAGUUUCAGAUGGUCCUCUUCUCUAUACGAAAGCUGUAUGCUCUAGCGGCAGGUGAUUGUGCAGUAGACAAUCCAGAUGCAGUCGCAAAUCAGGAAGUGCUCCUAGGCCCUUUUCUAUAUGGUAUGAUACUGAAAGAGAGUAUCUACAAUUGGCUUCUGUCAAUGGGCUCACAAGCACGAGAGUAUAUCAGAAGCAGAAGUCCGCCAAGCUUCGAUACAAAAUUCGAGCAGGACUUCCUUCCCAAGAUCGUGCGGAAAACGAAUGAGAACAUUGCUCAACGAUUAGAAUAUUUCCUCUCUACGGGCAACCUGGUCAGCGAGAGUGGUCUAGACCAGCAACAAACAUCUGGCUAUACAGUCAUGGCAGAAAAGAUCAAUUUUUACAGAUUCAUCAGUCAUUUCAGAUGUAUACAUCGAGGUGCUUUCUUCGCGCAGUUGAAGACCACGACUGUUCGAAAGCUGCUUCCCGAAAGUUGGGGCUUCCUAUGUCCGGUCCACACACCCGAUGGUUCCCCUUGCGGAUUACUGAAUCACCUUUCACAUCAGUGCGUGAUACAAACUCAUCGCAUCGAUGCUAGUGGAGUUGAGGCAGCUCUAUCAAGGCUGGGCAUGUCUAAACAGCCUUCCCGCUCAGUCAAAGAUGGAAUUUCGGUUCAACUGGACGGUCGUGUUCUAGGUCAUAUGUCAGCGAGACGUGCAAGAGAAGCAGCUCAACUCCUUCGACACUGGAAGGUGCGCGAUGAGAAGAGAAUACCAAAAGAGUUAGAAAUUGCCCACAUACCAACGUCCAAUGGUGGUCUCUAUCCAGGACUCUACAUAUUCAGCGGUCCUGCUCGUAUGAUCAGACCCACCAAGUAUCUUCCAGCUGACAAGCUCGACUACGUUGGACCUCUUGAACAGCAAUACAUGAACAUCGCAUGCACUGAAGCAGACAUAAUACCAGAUCUAACAACUCACAUCGAAUACAAACCGACCAACAUCCUCUCAAUUCUAGCCAACAUGACUCCCUUCUCCGACUUCAAUCAAUCACCUCGCAAUAUGUAUCAAUGUCAAAUGUCCAAGCAAGCUAUGGGAACACCUUCUUCGAACAUGAUGUGUAGAGCUGACAACAAGGCUUAUCUUCUGCAGACAGGUCAAACUCCUGUGGUUCGACCACCAUUGUAUAACGAGUAUGGUUUAGACAAUUUUCCAAAUGGUAUGAAUGCCGUCGUUGCUGUCAUCUCCUACACUGGCUACGACAUGGACGACGCUAUGAUCAUCAACAAAUCUGCACACGAACGAGGCUUCGGUGAUGGUGUGAUUUACAAGACCAAGUUCUACGACCUUGCUGAGAAAUCAGGCAGAUCCUCUCGGUCUAAAACAGAGAUCAAAUCUAUGUUUGGUUUCGCUCCAGGUGAUCAAAACAUACCACAAGCAGCACUCAACUGCAUCGACGAAGACGGUCUGCCCAGAGUUGGAGCCAAAAUUGAAGAGGGAUCAGUCGUUGCAGCAUACCACACAGUAAUGUUCGAUCCUUCCACGAACUCGCUGAAGAACCUCGAUGGCAUUACUCAUUACCAGAAAUACAAAGAUGCAGAAGGCGGUUACAUUGACCAAAUCCGACUGCUCGGAGUCGAAACUGGUGACCAGGUUCUUCAGGCAAUCAGCGUCAAAUAUCGCAUACCACGUCGGCCCGUUAUUGGCGACAAGUUCUCCUCACGGCACGGUCAAAAGGGUGUAUGUUCCAUGCUGUGGCCAGCUGAGAAUAUGCCAUUCUCAGAGUCAGGCAUGCAACCGGAUGUGAUCAUUAAUCCUCAUGCUUUCCCAUCACGUAUGACCAUCGGCAUGUUCGUCGAGUCGCUUGCUGGCAAAGCCGGCGCACUACAUGGCAUUGCCCAAGAUUGCACGCCAUUUACCUUCGAUGAAGACAACACUGCUGGUGACUUCUUUGGAGAGCAGUUACUCAAAGCUGGCUACAACUCCAACGGUAACGAGCCCAUGUAUAGUGGAAUCACUGGCAAGGAAUUUGCAGCUGACAUAUACCUGGGCGUGGUAUACUACCAGCGUCUCAGGCACAUGGUGUCAGAUAAAUUCCAAGUGAGAACGACAGGACCAGUAAACGCGGUCACGGGACAGCCUAUCAAAGGUCGAUCAAAAGGUGGCGGUAUCCGUGUUGGGGAAAUGGAGAGAGACAGUUUGAUUGCUCACGGUUGUGCCUACCUCUUGCAAGAUCGAUUGAUGGACUGCAGUGACAAACAAAGAGCUUGGGUGUGCAAAACUUGUGGAAGUUUUCUAUCUGUACAGAUGGUCCCGAAUCCUUACAAUGCAUUGACAGGCAAGCGCGCUGUUGGUGGAGGUAGUGUUAUGCCCAGCGGUAUUGUGAGGUGCCGAACUUGCGCUCGAGAAGCGAAAUGGGACGACAGCAAGCUCAAAGUAUGGACCGAUGGUGAAGGCAAAGAGUUCGUGGGAGGAGAGAAUACUACUGUGGUCAAUGUGCCAGGCGUUCUGAGGUAUCUCGACGUUGAGCUGGCGGCCAUGGGUGUGAAGACGACUUUCACUGUCACUUAG